Molecule: messenger RNA, 342 nt
Organism: Micromonas pusilla CCMP1545
Lineage: Eukaryota; Viridiplantae; Chlorophyta; Mamiellophyceae; Mamiellales; Mamiellaceae
Exons: 1
Molecular function (GO): protein binding
Source: RefSeq, a predicted model, not a curated record
UGGUACGAAAUCGCCGCGGAGAAGGGUAACGCCGAGGCUCAGGACCAUCUCGGGGCGCUCUACCGCGACGGCGCCGGCGUGCCGCGUGACGCGAAGAAAGCGGUUGCGCUGUUUACGAAAGCCGCCGAGCAGGGUCUCAGCUGCGCCAUGUGGAGAGUGGGGUAUUGCUACCAGUACGGCAGCGGCGUGGAAGAGGAUUCUGAGAUGGCGGUAUCGUGGUAUCGUAAAUCGGCGGAAGAUGGCGACCCCAACGCUCAGCUUCGACUUGGGCGCUGCUACUACUACGGCGAGGGAGUGACGCGGGACGUGCACACCGCGGUCGAGUGGUGGCUCAAAGCGGCG